AUGCAUACACGAAGUAAGGCAGGUGAGAGGCCACUGAUAUGUUCUGAGUGUGGGAAAUGUUUUACAUACAAAUCACAACUUGUUAAUCAUCACGGAAGUCACACAGGUGAGAAGCCAUUUCCAUGUUCUGAGUGUGGGAAAUGUUUUGCACUUAAAUCACAUCUUGAGAAGCCAUUUCCAUGUACUGAGUGUGGGAAAUGUUUUGUAAGUAAAUCACAACUUGUUAUACAUCAGCGAAGUCACACUGGUGAGAAGCCAUUUCCAUGUACUGAGUGUGGGAAAUGUUUUGUAAGUAAAUCACAACUUGUUACACAUCUGCGCAGUCACACAGGUGAAAAGCCUUUUCCAUGUUCUGAGUGUGGGAAAUGUUUUGCAUGUAAAUCAGAUCUUGUUAUACAUCACAGAAGUCACACAGGUGAGAAGCCAUUUUCUUGCUCUGAGUGUAAGAAAUGUUUUGAACUCAAAUCACAUCUUGUGAGACAUCAGAGAAGUCACACAGGUGAGAAGCCAUUUUCUUGCUCUGAGUGUGGGAAAUGUUUUGCACACAAAUCAGUUCUUGUUAUACAUCAGAGAAGUCACACAGGUGAGAAGCCAUUUUCUUGCUCUGAGUGU
Pseudophryne corroboree (corroboree frog) is the source of this 612-nucleotide messenger RNA. Its product is annotated as gastrula zinc finger protein XlCGF71.1-like. The record is from RefSeq and is a predicted model, not a curated record. Gene Ontology annotation, molecular function: RNA polymerase II transcription regulatory region sequence-specific DNA binding; DNA-binding transcription factor activity, RNA polymerase II-specific. Gene Ontology annotation, cellular component: nucleus. The annotation marks the transcript as partial. Gene Ontology annotation, biological process: regulation of transcription by RNA polymerase II. Lineage: Eukaryota; Metazoa; Chordata; Amphibia; Anura; Myobatrachidae. The transcript has 3 exons.